AUGUCGGUAUGGAGCACCAGAAGAAAGUCAUGGAAAGCUUUAACUCCACCACAGAAGAGACCGUACGUGGAGGAAGCGGAGCGGCUGAGGGUGCAGCACAUGCAGGACUACCCCAAUUAUAAAUACCGUCCUCGUAGGAAGAAGCAGCUGAAGCGCAUCUGUAAACGCGUGGACCCUGGCUUCCUCCUGACCACCCUCGGCCCCGACCAAAACUCCCUCCCGGACCGCCGAGGCUGCUGUCACCCCCUUGAUAAAGACGACGAGAGCGGUGUGAGUGGCAGUGGUGGCUUCGGUUCUCCCAGCACAGCUCUACCCGGUGUCAGGGUCUUCAGAGAUCCCGCCAGUUCCAACAGCAGCUUCGAUAUGUACCCGUACGGCUUGCCAACGCCACCUGAGAUGUCGCCUCUGGACGCCGUGGAUCACGAACACCAGACCUACUACUCGUCCUCCAGCUCAGUCUCCACCAGCUCCUGCUCAUCCUCCACCUCUUGCCCAGACGACAGGCGUCCCACCCCGGUGCACAUGAGCAGUCCACACCCCUACCAUCCCGAUUACUCCCAGCAGGUACCUUUGCACUGUGGGAGCUCACAUUUGGGCCACAUCCCGAUGUCCCACCAGGGAAGUGGGGUGACCCUUAUCACAGCUCCUCCGUUGUCCUAUUACAGCCCUUCGUUCCCGCAGGUUCAGAUCCAUCAUGGGCACCAGGGGCACCUGGGCCAGCUUUCGCCUCCUCCAGAGCAGGGGCACCUGGAGGGUCUGGACCAGCUGAGCCAGGCUGAAUUGCUGAGUGAGGUAGACCGAGAUGAGUUCGACCAGUACCUAAAUUCCACUAGUUAUCACCCCGAACAGGGCGGGAUGACAGUCACGGGACACAUCCAGGUAACGCCGGCUUCCGUUUGCUCCAGCAGCGCUACGGAAACCAGUCUCAUCUCUGUAUUGGCCGAUGCCACGGCAGCCUAUUACAACAACUACAGCAUUUCAUAAACACCAAAACAGAGACAACUGACACAGACAGAGACUGUGGGCUCGACAAUAUGACUGGCAGGUGAAAGGAAGGCCGUGGAGGGAGCGGAAAA
Sinocyclocheilus rhinocerous is the source of this 1076-nucleotide messenger RNA. RefSeq names its product transcription factor Sox-7-like. Gene Ontology annotation, molecular function: RNA polymerase II cis-regulatory region sequence-specific DNA binding; DNA-binding transcription activator activity, RNA polymerase II-specific. Gene Ontology annotation, biological process: positive regulation of transcription by RNA polymerase II; cell differentiation. Gene Ontology annotation, cellular component: nucleus. NCBI's taxonomy places the organism in Eukaryota, Metazoa, Chordata, Actinopteri, Cypriniformes, Cyprinidae. The coding region runs from base 1 to 984 and encodes 327 amino acids. The transcript is spliced from 2 exons. The record is from RefSeq and is a predicted model, not a curated record.